AUGACCAUAGACACGGGAGGAUAACUUCCGGAUCUCAGUUUGUUCAGUUUCGGUUUUUAUUUUGGAUAAACAAUACGAUGCAGCAGCGGGAAGAGAAACAGUUGGAGGCGUCUAUCGACGCCUUGAUAACUCGAGUGGCCCACCUGAAAAACUCCCUGCACAGCUUCAUCUUCAAGCUGGAGAACGAGUACGAAAGACUGGCAUGGCCUUCAGUGCUGGAUAACUUUGCCCUCUUGUCUGGCCAGCUUAACACCAUCAAUAAGCUGUUGAAAAAUGAGAAGACACCUGUCCUGCGCAGCCAGGUCAUCAUCCCUCUACUUCUGUCUCCAGACCGGGACGAAGAGCUGGCUAAACUGACGGAGCAGCGCGUGCCCGUGUUCAGCCAUGAGAUUGUUCCGGACCACCUGCGCACCAAGCCAGACCCGGAGGUUGAGGAGCAGGAGAAGCAGCUGAACGCUGAGGCGGUCCGCAUCGGCCCCGAGUUGGCACAGAAACAGAUACAGACGCUGAACAAGCUGUGCUCGAACCUGCUGGAGAAGCUCAACAACCCUCGGGAGGACCGCGAGUCCGAGAGCGCAGCUUUGCGGCAGAACAAGCAGACGUUCAACCCCACGGACACAACGGCCCUGGUAGCAGCCGUGGGGUUCGGGAAGGGGCUGGCGAAAUGCAGACCCCCUGGGUCCGGGGGCCUGGUCCCCCCGGGGCAGCCCGGGACCGGAGCCAUGCUUCAGGGAGGGCCGACCCUGCAGCAGGUCACCAUGCCUGGCACUUCCAACCCACAAGCGGCUAUCGGCGGCCCCGUUCCCCAGCAGCAGCAGGGCCAGCCAGGGAAAAUGCCAAGCAACAUAAAGACAAACAUAAAGUCGGCUUCGAUGCACCCUUACAAUCGCUGAACCCCAGGAUUUCCAGCGGGAUCUGAGAAUCUGAGACUGGCUGAUCCUGGCCAGGCGCUACAUGAGAACAGCAAGAGCCUUGUUAUUCUUUCAGCGCAGAGACUCCCGUCGCUGUCCAGUAUGUCCAGUACUCUACUGGCACAGAACUUUCUGCCAUUUAUACAUGCAUGAGUAUCGAGGAUACAUGAGUAUUUCCUUGACUUCAGCAUGGACAGCUCCGCUCAGACUCUACAGCUGUUUUGUAUCUUCACAGGCCAUCUAUAUGCGUAAAUUACAAUAAUGCUGGUUUGAAUUUUUGUAAUGUAUUUUGGGAAAAAACUAUCACUAGAUAUAGAUGAAAAAAAACCUUUAGUUGGAAUUAUUGUGGAUUUCAAUUACACAGACCUAUGUUCUUCCUUUUGUUAUUAUUAAUUAAAUGUUUAAAU
Molecule: messenger RNA, 1318 nt
Organism: Lepisosteus oculatus (spotted gar)
Lineage: Eukaryota; Metazoa; Chordata; Actinopteri; Semionotiformes; Lepisosteidae
Gene: med8
Product: mediator complex subunit 8
Biological process (GO): regulation of transcription by RNA polymerase II
Cellular component (GO): mediator complex; core mediator complex
Molecular function (GO): transcription coregulator activity; RNA polymerase II cis-regulatory region sequence-specific DNA binding
Source: RefSeq, a predicted model, not a curated record